GAAGACCCCCGUGUUGGCGGGGCUGACCGGCUGUCGUGUUUCCUUCGCAGCAGACGGUCUGGCAGAAGAAGGGCCGCUACACGCGCAGGUUCAUCUCGAGGAUAUGUCCUGGAACGAAGAGGAGCAGCGUUACAGUCUCUCGUGCCGAUGCGGUGGGAAUUACGCUGUCUUCAGGAGCGAAACCGUAGACGUAUCUUUGGUUUGUUGUGACACGUGUUCGCUGGUUAUCGAGAUCCUUCGCUGA
This is a messenger RNA of Eurypyga helias (sunbittern), 244 nucleotides long. Its product is annotated as dnaJ homolog subfamily C member 24-like. Lineage: Eukaryota; Metazoa; Chordata; Aves; Eurypygiformes; Eurypygidae. The record is from RefSeq and is a predicted model, not a curated record. Gene Ontology annotation, molecular function: ferrous iron binding; ATPase activator activity. The annotation marks the transcript as partial. The transcript has 2 exons. Gene Ontology annotation, biological process: positive regulation of ATP-dependent activity.